Messenger RNA from Acanthopagrus latus (yellowfin seabream), 1684 nucleotides. Its product is annotated as heat shock protein beta-1-like. The record is from RefSeq and is a predicted model, not a curated record. Gene Ontology annotation, biological process: response to heat; protein refolding. The transcript has 3 exons. The coding region runs from base 390 to 1007 and encodes 205 amino acids. Gene Ontology annotation, molecular function: protein folding chaperone. NCBI's taxonomy places the organism in Eukaryota, Metazoa, Chordata, Actinopteri, Spariformes, Sparidae.
GUCAUUCACCAACAACUUGCCACAGACACUCCAGAGAUAUAAAUACAAAUGAUUAGCAUUGUCCCCUCCAUGUCCCGGGGCAACCGAGGAGUAACAUCGCAGCUCAUGCCAUACCAAGGCAUUCUCACCCCUUAGAUCACACUUAACGCUGGACAAGUGUUAAAAUGAAUCAGCUGGGUAUAUAAAGUGUGUGUGCGUGAGUGGAGCUUUACAGAUGCCAAAGCAGCCUUUUCCUCAGACCUCCAGCUCACUUUCUGCCCAGGAUAAAAAUACAGCUGCCCUUUUGUUUAGUGUUCAGGUCAUCAAUCUUGACUUGUUUGUCCCCGUCGCGCUGCGGGCUUUGCAGUUUCAACAUCCCUCUCCUUCCCUCUGAGCUCAUUUUCUAGGAUAUGGGGGAACAAGAUAAAAUAUUAUCCCGUCCCAUUUUCCGCCGGGAUGUGAGCUGGGAUCCUUUCCCAAACUGGACGCAGCCGAGCCGCAUCUUCGCACAGGAUUUUGGCCUUCCUCCUUUCCUCGAGCCCAGCGAUCUGGACUGGUUAGACUGGGCAAAGAAGAGACUGGGGUCUUUCAACUGGCCUGGGUACACACAGACUCCUCUUCUGCCUCCAUUCAGUGGUCAGCACCCUGCGGCGUUGAACCAAAACAGGCAACAGACAAGUGGGGUGUCAGAGAUCAGGACAGGGCAGGACCGCUGGAAGAUUAACCUGGACGUCAAUCACUUCUCACCUGAGGAAAUUACAAUCACAACCAAGGACGGUUAUUUGCAGAUAUCAGGAAAUCAUGAAGAAAGGCAGGAUGAGCACGGAUCGGUUUCAAGGUGCUUCACCCGCAAAUACAAACUGCCACAGGGGGUGGACCUGCAGCACAUCAGCUCUUCGCUGUCUGGUGAUGGCGUUCUGUCCAUAGAGGCCCCCGCACCCGGGACAUCCGUCAGCGCCCCGAUCAAUGAGAUCGUCAUACCUGUUCAGAUCAGACAGACACAGGACUGUGAAAAGGGAAAUGAGUAAAGUGGUCUGUGUUGUGUGCAACAAUCUUUGUAGCACUGGAACUAGUCCUUGAUAUACUGUAACAACAAGUUUUUUUCAUGCUAUGAAUACUAUCUAAUACCAUAUAAUGCAUUGUUAGAAGUAAAGCAUCAAACCCUGGUUACUUUUGGUUUCAAUAUAAAAAUGCAAUGUAAUACAGAACUGACUUUGAAAAAGAUGAAUUGUUUUUGCUUGUCAACACCUAUAAAAGCAUUAGCAUGAACUUUAUUCUAAAACACAACAGUUUUUAAUGCACUUGUAAAACUAGCUGUAGUUUUGACCUUGCAUGACCCUGAGGGAUUGCUGAGAUUAUGGCUGACAAGACUGGCCGAGGACGGACAGUGCAAGUAGGUUUAAUUGUCCCAGAUAUUAGUUAAUAUUUAUAUGUAAGCUAUAGUACGACACACAGGUAUGUAUUCCACAAAGUGAUUUUGUGUAAGAGGGUAGCAGAAAUAUAAAGAAUUUAGUUGAAUUUUGCUUUUGAGGAGGAGAAAGGCUGUGAAAGCUGUGGCACGGAUUCAUCAUGUGUGUUUCCACUGAACAGUAAGUCCAUGUAUUGUAUUGGAUAAGGAGCCUAAUGGAGCUGUCCUCAUAUCAUAUGAUAUUCACAAAUGCAUUAAACAGCUUCUGCCAUAUAAAUAAAAAUAUAUAAAAUUUUC